UGUGCGGGUGCUCGGCGACCUCGGGGCGCGGGGCGGGAGAGGCUGGGAUCCCCGAACCCAAGCCGGCAGGCGUCAGCAUGCACCCCGCGACCGGCCCCGCCACCCCCUGGAAACACUUGGCUUUCUGCGAUGCCAAGAACUCAACUUGAGCGUCUCUCCUCGGUGUUAGAUUGGUCUGAUUUGUUCUCACUGUAACAAGCACCACUCCCAAGACCCAGGGCUCCAACUCCCAGGAAAUCCUUAGCACGAAGGAGGCUGAAGUCUUGGAUUCCCUGGUGGAGGACGGACUCCACUGCUCUCUGGUCUCGCCCCCUGAUGAUGAUAGUGUGACCACUGGCAUCUUCAUGAGCUCCAGAGGUCACAGCACGCUCCCACGGACUCUCAUGGCCCCUCGGAUGAUUUCCGAGGGAGACAUAGGAGGCAUUGCUCAGAUCACCUCCUCUCUCUUCUUGGGCAGAGCCAGCGUGGCCUCCAACCGGCACCUCCUCCAGGCCCGCGGCAUCACCUGUGUCAUCAAUGCCACCAUCGAGAUCCCCAACUUCAACUGGCCCCAGUUUGAAUACGUUAAAGUGCCUCUGGCUGACAUUCCUCAUGCCCCCAUUAGACUGUACUUUGACACUGUGGCUGACAAGAUCCACAGUGUGAGCAAGAAGCACGGGGCUACCUUGGUGCACUGUGCGGCAGGCGUGAGCCGCUCGGCCACCCUCUGUAUUGCGUACCUGAUGAAAUUCCACAAUCUGUGCCUGUUGGAGGCAUACAACUGGGUGAAAGCCCGGAGGCCUGUCAUCAGGCCCAACCUGGGCUUCUGGAGGCAGCUGAUAGACUACGAGAGCCAGCUCUUUGGGAAGUCUUCGGUUAAGAUGGUACAGACACCCUAUGGCAUCAUUCCAGACGUUUAUGAGAAGGAGUCCCGACACUUGAUGCCUUAUUGGGGGAUUUAGUGUUGCCACAGCUGGCAUCCACAGUCCCUCAGCAGUACCAGCAUCUGCCACACACCAUCUGUUCCCCUCUUCCUCUCUCUCUGGUUCUCCCGAGAGGGUUUCUACGCUGGGUGUUCGGGUUUAAGAGAUGGGGAGGGGAAAUACACGCGUUGCUAGUGACGUUUUUUUAAAACUAGCAUUUUGAAAUAGUGAACAUGGAAAUCUUUAACUGGCCUUUAAUCAUUUGUAACAACUGGACCACUGUAGGACACCUUUCCUGCUUUCUUUCUGGCUCCUGCCUUUUAAGAGCCUUAGCAGGUGCAGGAGGAGCUCAUUGCUCAGUUCUGGUCCUGAUUAACCCUCUAGAGACCAGCUUUGCCGAGGGCUGCAGGCUGGUCGGUUUAGGGAAGAUCAAGGGCAGCUCAGUCCCUGCAGGAUUAGCCUGGUCCUUUUCCUCUGUUAUUUGAUUCUAUAAGUUAAGUUCAUUGUUGUUUAGUUGAUAAGUGAUUAUGAUAAAAAUCUGUUGCAAAGACCUUCUUGAAAUUAGUGUGCCCCGGGAUCACAUUAGCGUUAUUUUUAAUAAACUUGCUUAACACAAGCCCUUUAUUAAUCA
Molecule: messenger RNA, 1533 nt
Organism: Mus caroli (Ryukyu mouse)
Lineage: Eukaryota; Metazoa; Chordata; Mammalia; Rodentia; Muridae
Gene: Dusp14
Product: dual specificity phosphatase 14
Biological process (GO): protein dephosphorylation
Cellular component (GO): cytoplasm
Molecular function (GO): MAP kinase tyrosine/serine/threonine phosphatase activity
Source: RefSeq, a predicted model, not a curated record